This is a messenger RNA of Adineta steineri, 453 nucleotides long. NCBI's taxonomy places the organism in Eukaryota, Metazoa, Rotifera, Eurotatoria, Adinetida, Adinetidae. The record is from the annotation of a GenBank genome assembly.
AACAGCAACGACAACAUCAACAACAACAGCAACGACAACAACAACAGCAACAACAUCCACCACAACUAGAACAACAACGACAGCAAUACCAAGAUGGACAAUGACAGGAAACAUGAAUGUCGUACGAUACACUCAUACAGCAUCCACAUUAGCAAAUGGAUUAGUAUUAGUUGCUGGCGGAUUCAACGGUAGUAGUUACUUGAAUAGUACUGAAUUGUACAAUCCAUCAACAGGCACUUGGACAACCACAGGAAGCAUGAGUACCGCACGAGGAUAUCAUAUAGCAUCCUCAUUGGCAAAUGGAUCCAUAUUAGUUGCUGGUGGAUUGAACAGCAGCGGUGGUUAUCUCAGUAGUGCUGAGUUGUAUAAUCCAUCAACAGGUACUUGGACAACUACAGGAAGCAUGAAUAUCGCACGACAAUAUCACACAGCAUCUACAUUAGUAAAUGGAUU